Molecule: messenger RNA, 10443 nt
Organism: Toxorhynchites rutilus septentrionalis
Lineage: Eukaryota; Metazoa; Arthropoda; Insecta; Diptera; Culicidae
Product: zinc finger protein OZF
Exons: 5
Coding region: 8100-9683 (527 amino acids)
Cellular component (GO): nucleus
Source: RefSeq, a predicted model, not a curated record
AUAAAUCAGAUCUUCUUCAAGUAUGUUAGUCUUUUUUUGACAGCUUAAGAAAGAAAUUCCAAAAUUUUUGUUUCCAUCUGUUAGAACAAUUACAAUAAUAUGGUAGAAAAAUAAAAAUCGAAUAAAAAAUUUGUCAACAUUAACUUUUGAUGCUCGUUGUCAAAAUCGUACGGGUGUUGUGAAUCCCCACGGACCUGAAUCUAAAGUAGGCAGUCAAUAUGUAUGUUUCAAUGGGAAUCACCUUCCAUGAUAAGCUGGUCUACUAUUAUAAUAGUGAUACAAUUAGAUCGCAUGUAAUGAUAACAGUUAUUGGAGUUUCUGCGCAAAUAUCUCAGAUAAGAUAAUGAAAACAGUUCGACUCGCGUAUUUCGAAGAUAAACUAAACAGCACCAAUGACUUCGCUGAAUCAUCACAUGCAGCCCGAUUGUGUGUCUCCAUGGCAUAAUUAUGACCGCAACACUCCUCGCAAUCAGUCACUGUACAAUACUGGUCAUUGUUCUAGACUGAUAGACCGUGACCGCCCGCAAGACGAUCGUCAUAUAGCCGCAACACAAUAAUCUGGAUUCAUCAAUGAGGCGAGGCGCAAUCUUGCUGUGCACAUUUAUUCAACGAGAAGCCGGAAGCUCACCCUCGUAAUUUGCAUCGGAGUGUUCCAACUUAUGCGCUCGUAGAAAUCAUUACAGACCAAAGGCACCAUAAUGUGGCAAUACUCGAACUCUUCACCAAUCAUUCAACCAGAGUCAAAACUGCUUACGCUAGAAAAAAAAACUACUCAAUCCAACCGGGUUGAACAGCAGAAAUUUACAAUAAUAAAUAUCAAAUUUCGUCUCGUAGCAUAUACCCUUGGGUUCUGCGCUCCUGACCGAUGAAGAGCCAUACAUAUGUAUACAAAUACAAUUUUAUCACAUUUCUUCCAUCCAAUUAAGCGUUCCUAUUGCCGAGUUCGUUGCUUCGAGAGAGGUCUCUGUUUAGUUUUUGGAUGCAGCUCUCCCGCGCUCGGCUGCCGCUGGCGGGACAAUCUGUUAAACAUAUGUGCGAACGCAUCGCCGGCUUGCGUCUUACCGUCUUGCUUGUUCGAUCGUUCGACCAACUGAUGGUGUCGAUAGAGGGAACGGGCAUGAGUCACACUCUGCCGAGCAUAGGGAAACUUAGGGUAAGACGCACCGUGUCGAUAAAAUGCACCACCAUGGAAAAGCAUGGAAAACGCAGUAAUUGGCAGGAUUGUGCUUCUUCUUCUUCUUAGAUAGCACCUACGUUCCUAGAGGAACUUCGCCGUCUCAACGUAGUAUUACUUGCGUCAUUUUUAUUAGUAAUUUGUUGUGAUUUCUAUGCCAAAUAACACGCCUCGAAUGCAUUCUGAGUGGCAAACUCUAGAAUACGCUUGACCAAAGUGCAAGUCAAAAGAAAAUUUCUUUGACGAAAAAUUCCCUCGAUCAGAACGGGAAUCGAACCCGAACUCCCGGCAUGUUAGGUGUGACGCUAACCACUCGGCCACGGGAACACCUACAACUUACAACUUUUUUUUUACUUUAAAUACCAUUAAGCAUAGUUCAGCACCGAAAACCUCGUCGAGUUUCAUUAAAUAGUAAUAUAUAUAAAACCGAAUGAUUUCAUGCAAGGGGCUGUCCUAUACCACCUGGACAAAAAAAAACCUGAUUUUAGACACCCCCCUCCCCCUCCGUGGACAAGCGUGGAAAUUUUCUAUACUCCUUCCUCUGUUGUCCACGUGGACAUUUGUUCUCUUCUUGGAAAAAAAAAUUCGGGGAAAAAAUUGUGUUGCGUCUAAAUUCUAUUUUGAAUUCGUUUUUAUUUUGUAUUCUUUUCUUCCUUUUUGCAAAUUCACGUUUUUCCAUCGGAAUGUUGAAAAGACGAUGUGGCAUCGAAUGAAAGGCAGCUUGCUUUUGUGCAAGUCGGUCCGUAGAGGUCGGGUUUCGGUAGAUGCCAUAUUUCAAGGUAUUAUCCUUUUUUCUUGUGAUCAUAAGAUCCAAGAAAGGGAGUUUUCCAUCCGACCGUAAAUUUACCAGUCAUUUUAAAUUUUGUAAGAACCAUAAGUGUCGUGUCCUGUCGCGUUCCGCGUGUUGUGUGUACAGCAGUUCUUACGUUAGCACAGUAUCUAAAAAUGAGUCAACGUAAUCUGGUUAAGCUGUUUCAGUUUUUAAGCUGGAAUGUUCUUUAAGCUUCCGACUGAAAUGUAGUAUAUAGUGUAGGAUAUAAUAACAUUUGUAAGACAGGCCAUUCGAACUUUAUUGUUUUGUUCAGGCGCUAAAAAAAUAAAAAAAAAAAUGCCGCUGAUUCAUAAAUAAAGAACCAGAUGGAAAACUAUCACUCCUUUAUAAAAUUUAAAUAGGAUUUGCAUGAAGUACAACCAUUUUCUAAUCCGUAACUCAUUUUUAGUUCAAUGUUCUUUUAAAUAAUGAUACUGCUUGUUGAGGCGAUCUGGCGUAGUGGUAACAUCCAUAACUCUCACGCAGAGAUCACGAGUUCAAUUCUCACUCCCGACAUUCUUCCAAAACUGGAUGUAAAAGUGACGAACCAGCCUGAAUGUGUUGAAAGUCACUAUAAUAGAGAAAAAAAAAUGAUACUGCUUGUUAGCUUAAUUUACCCUUCAUAAGAUUAUUCAUCACAAGUUCUCGAAUGGGUUUUGAUCUGGAAAGUCCCUGAAGACCGUCCGGAUUUCGUUAACUGGUGCCCAAUUACCUAAUAAUCGCGGUGGUUUUGACACAAAAACAGCAAAAAAUGAUUCCGAAAUACUUUGUUCGACUCCUGACUUUCCCUUCUGGUUCUUAAGUUAUGAAACACUGGCGGUUUUGUUUUUUUAAUGUUUAUACCCCCUCCCCCCUCACCGUGGACAAACGUGGACAUUUCCGUAACCGCUACUCCCCCUAAAAUUGUCCACGUGGUAUGUGGACAGCCCCCAACUUUAGCCGCUUCUGUCUGACUUUUGAAGCAUUAUAAAACUAAUUGAAAUUUUACAAACUUCAAUACACUUUCGGAUGUUACGGCAGCUAUCGAUUGAGUUUGAAUAAACGUCAAAUCAGUUUGAAUAAUUUAUUAAGGGUGCCAAAUCAGAAAACAGGUCACGUUUUGAUGAAAUAAAGUUAAUGUUAAUAACUAUUUUUGCCGUGAACGGAUUCUGGCGAUUUACAUACCAAACGAAUCGGAAAUUCCCUAAGAUUUGUUUGAUAUGCUAUACAUUUCAAUCCCAUAGUCUGUAUAUGGUUUAAAUUGAUGAAAAUUGGAAGCAUUCCCAUUUCCUCAUACAUUUGUUCUUUCAUUUUUCGGGAGGAAAUCGACUGUUGGGCGAGAAAUCGUUGCUGGACGAGCUGGACGGCGAGGGAUCGAAUGCCUUUCUCAAGGAAAUGCGGUGGAGGAGUAAUAUUAUGGAUAAAGUUUGUUUCGCUUAUUUAGUCACCAAGAAAGUAAAUGUCGUUCUGAAAUUUUGUAUGUGAUUUGGUUACGCUUGUCAGUAGCAAAACUUUCUUCACUAAGGAUGACAGCUGCGCUUAUCUCGAGCGCUUAUCUUAUCUCGAUUGUCUGUAUUGUUCUGCGAGCACGAGAGUGAAUCAUAAAACAAUUAUCGUCAAAUGAUUCUACAAUAAGAAACAUUUCAGGGCGACCAAACUGGUAGAAUGGUUAUUUCAAAAUUUUCUUAGCAUUAUAAAAUAAUAUCCGCAGUUAGAAACAAGCGCCUUUUUUCUUUUUUUACCCUCCUCUCACCCCCAUCUCUAAGGAACUCAUACUCGAGCUUCCUAAAGUUGGUCCCCUUUUUUUACACAGGACUCUACAACACUUAGAGAUAAGAGGACCACAAAAAUCCAUAACUUUGGAACCCAGUGAAAUAAUAUUCUUUUAAGGGAUCCAAAUAUAUAGCACAUAUAAACUAAUCAUUGUUUUUAUUGAGAUUAUAAAGACUUGAGUUAAACUACAGCGUAGUUCUACGUCAACAAUGCGGUCGUGUCCUGAACACAAUCUCCUAUAAUUUUUUGGUUUUCUUUUUUUAUAAUUCGUUUAUUUUUACAGGCUAUAUUUUUAUAAUUAUAUAUAAACAAUUUUCUUAAUUCUAUGGUUAGUAAGGUAGAAAACCAAUUAAUCGCGGUUGACUCGAGUUAAGGAGGGUGACAUAUUUUUAAGGGAAAAGGAUGGGAUAAAGGAGAUUGUAACAAUGUUGAUGAUCAAACUCAAUUCUUAAAUCUAUUCGUAUAUCUAUAGUGUAUUUACAUUUCAACUUAUUCUACAAGGGGACCCAUUACUCGCAAAGAAAGAAAAGGAGGGUAUAUGGAUAUAGGGACAAUCACAAACGAACUUCGAUAGCUUUAAGGGAAACAUAUGUUUGGGACAUGUAAUCAAGGUCCAACUGAGCCAAAACAUAUCUCACCGGGACAUUGGGCUGUUUUCCUCGGGCCCGAAAGGAGUUUUCUAAAUUCGAUCUGGCGACAAAAUACACCUCGUAUGACCAAACAACAUGCUCGAUGUCGUGAUAACCCUGACCACAAACGCAGAGAUUGCUGCCGGCAAGAUUGAAACGAAAGAGUAGCGCAUUUAACGCACAGUGAUUGGGCAUGAGUUGGGAGAAGGUGCGAAUAAAGUCUCGACCAAGUCCAAAUUUUUGAACCAUGUUUUGAGGUUAACCUUAGGAGUAAUUUAGUGAAGUCACCGGCCCAAUUCAUCUUCGUUCCAUUUAAGCUGCCAGUUAGCGAUGGUAUUUUUGAGGACUAAAGAAUAAAAUUCAUUGAAGGCGAUUUGACGCUGAUAAAUAUCGCCUUCAAUUGCAUCUAUCUUUGCUAAUGAGUCAGCCCUCUCAUUACCCGGAAUUGAGCAAUGUGAAGGGACCCAGACAAAGGUAAUGACAUAACAGCGUCUGAAUAAGGCCAAAACCUCGACACUCAUAGUGUGCGUUGAGGGCAUACAUCCCAACGCUAUACGGAUACAAAGAUACUGAAUUUGCUCGAGUUUAAUGAAGUGUGUUUUGGCAGCUGAUUGAAAACAGAAACUGCCAUACUCCAUCACUGAGAUAAGAUCUUGUGGAAGGGCUCCCCAUCAGGUGCCGGUAAUUGUACGGAGAAAGUUUAUUUUCGUUGAGAUUUUUUACUCAGAUACAUAAUAUGGGCCCCCCAAGUACAUUUAGAGUCGAACCAGACCCCAAGAUGCUUGAUGACAUAGCAUGAGUGAUCGGUUUACCGAAAAGUUGAAGCUUUGAUUUUGUUGGUCUAUGCUUCCUAGAAAAGACGACCAUCUCCGUUUUAUCCGUGGAUGACUUAAUCCCGAGUCCAAUGGCCCAGGUUGCCCAUUUGUUCAAAGUAUCUUGUAAGGGUCCUUGCAGGUCGGAUUCGUUGGAUCCUACGACAGACACCACUCCAUCAUCUGUAAGUUGUCUCAGGCUGCAAUUUUGUGUAAGGUAAUUGUCAAUGUCGUUUACGUAGAAGUUGUACGAAAGGGGGCUCAAACAUGAGCCAUGGAGGAGGCCCAUGUAAGGGACCCGACUCACUGCCGAAUCUCCGUGAGAAAAGUUCGAAUGUUUCUUACGAGCAAGUCAACAUGUUAUAAUAUUAUAUUAUAAUUUGUCUGACAGGACUUCUAUCGAAAAUGAAUCAAAGUCGUAAGUCAUUUGAAUUUCUGAAGAAAGCAACGCAAGACAAUCAUUCGUCCCCUUGCCCCGGCGGAACCCUUAUUGUGUAUCUGAGAUUAGACCAUUUGUUUCAAUCCAUUGAUCAAGGCGAAACAAGAUCAUUUUAUCCAACAAUUUCCGUACAUAAGACAGCAUUGCUAUGGGGCGGUUCGAAUUGAAGUUGGACGCGGGAUUUCUUGGUUUUUAAAUAGCUAUAACUCGUACUUGUCUCCAAUCAUCCGGAACAAUACUAUGCCCGAGAAACCUAUUGAAUGAAUUCGACAAGCGAUGUUUCGCCACAUCGGGGAGGUUUUUCAACAAGUUGAACUUAGUUCUAUCCAAUCCUGGAGCAGAAUUGUUACAAGAAGGGGGAGCAAGAGUGAAUACUACCAUCGAGAACUCAAAAUCAAGAUCACACCUAUCUUGUGGUAUAUCUCGAACAGUUUUUUUUUGCACGGGAACGGAAUCAGGACACACAUUCCGUACAAAAUUCAAAAUCCAUCGAUGUGAAUAUUCUUCGCUUUCAUUCGAUGAAGAGCGAUUUCUCAUGUUUCGAGCCACUUUCCAUAAUUUUUUCAUUGAUGUUUCUCGUGACAAACCUCCCACGAAAUUUCGCUAAUAAGCACGUUUUUCCCUUUGAUCAUGUUGAAUACGUUUGAAAAUUUUGGUUCCACGUUUCCGAAAAGCUUUGAAUGCAUUCGAUUUUUCUACAUAAAGCUUGGGACACUGACUUUCCCACCAUGGAUUGAGAGGUCUUCGACGAAUAGUGGAACAUGGGAAAGGUUUCGUUUGAUCGCGAACCGCGCUGUCAUAGAUCAAACUAGAAAGAAAGUUAUACUCCUCUAAUGGAGAUAAACCAUCUUUGGAAUUCGUGGCUAGAGCAAUCGCGUCCGCAUAUUUUGGUUUCUUUAUUAGUACUCAUUUUAGUUCAAUUCAUUACAAAGAAAACAGAUGUGGCUACGUUGUGGAUGUUAAGGAACGUUGAAAUAUGUAGUAAAACUACAUGUUUCAUCCAGUUUUGCUUAAAAUAGGCGUCUUACCCUACCCUCCCCUAUACGAAUGGGCGCGCUCGAUACGUGCAGGGAUCAGCGGGAUAAAGGAACUGCGCAUUGGUGCAAUAUGGAGGGAAGAUAUAUAAACGGAAUAAAUGGGGGAAAGCAUGCGCAAAAUACUUGAAUGCUAGAGUAGGCACAAAUCCUUGUAACAUCUGGAAAAUUGCACACUUCUGUCUUUUUUGAUGUUAUUAAUAUUUUAAGUUCGCAAGCUAAUAGUAUCAAAUCUAUCGGCUGAUUGCACUCAAUACUUCUGAAGCAAAACAUGGAACACAAUGUUCCUCACCCAGUAUUGUUAUUUUGUUUGCCAAAGUUUGAAGAUAGCGUCGAACCUCUUUAUCGCUUCAAAAUCGACCCCGCAUAACGCAGUGACGAUCGUUAGGAAGGGGAAGUGUGCUUUCUUUUACAUAACGCAUGGUAUGUUCAGUACAUAAGCAACUAUUCGCUCCCAAACAAAAGCCUCGCGUUGUGCUCGAUGUGCAAUAUGCUUGUUGAUCCUGCCGGCCGUACGCUAUUUAGAAGGGGUUCCUGACUUUAUCCUGAGUUGAAGUUAUUCUUGGUUCCUUUUUGGUGUGCCGUUCGGUCGUGUGCAACUCUGCAGUUCUAGAAAACUCGUUAUUAUUGCUUCAGCAUUGCUAGAGCUAGCAGAACGCGCAUACCACGUUUUAGAAAAGUUUAUCAGCGCAGCUAGUUGUUUACUCAGCUUAUCUUAAUGUCGUCACAAACACGAUACGCCCAGUCAGCGAAGAACGUUUUCGAUACGAACCAAGUCGCUUGCCUCCGUGUGUGGCUAAAGGAAGCUCCUCGGCGAUCGUUACCAUUUCGCGCGUCAUGGUGUCACCUCGGAUUGACCUCCCGGGAGGAAGUCACUAGCCAGUACUAGCGACGAAAUCGAAGUUGCUCGUCGCAAUGAAAAGAAUAAAUUAAAAUUUAAAUCCAUUUUCGCUCUCUCUGUCACUCUGCGACCGAAUGAAUAUUAUAUAAAAUCUGAGGGAAGCCAGCGACAGCACAAAAGCAAGGAAGCGAGUGUGUUUAUGCAUAAUGCCGACCGAUUUGGCUCGCUAAGUUUAAACGUGAAGAAAAGGUACACAUAUAGGAAAAAAGUGGAGCAAACUCGCAGGACAAUAGUUUCGUGCGGAACUUUGCCGGUGGUAGUUGGUAGAACCAAAGUCAAUUCAAAUGUAGCAGUGAUGUGAUCAGUCACUUAUCGCUAUCUGGUGGUGGUGUUACUAACACGAACUUUUGUUUCCCUGCUCUUUCACUAACAAUCGGUCAAAUGUGUCCGUCACAUUUGGGCAGAGAAAACAAGAACCAAAGAUUGUGUGCCAUAAGCGAAGCUGUAGCUAAAGUACAACUGUGCAUUUAAUUUAACCGUUAAACUAUCGCUAUAUCUCCUUUUCGGUGGAUUGUCAUCUUCUAACCAUAACAAUAACUAACAUAAAAUGAAGCGGGCUCGUCAAAGUAAGGCUACUACCAAAUCGACUUCAGAGGCCGCUAAACGGAAAACCAGGAAAUCGGACAUCCAAAGAGAGAACAAUAACAACGAACCGGUGAUUUCAAAUGAAUCAGAAGCAACAAAACCGAUUGAUGAACCAAUUCAGCCAGAGAUAGAGGAGGAUCUGGAAAACAGUGUAGUCGAGUCGGCUGUCGAUAACGAAGCUGCCGCUGGUGCUGCAUCAUCCGUAUCGGAGUCCGAGAAUGAAAAACAAUCCGGUAAGAAAAAGGAACGAAAAGUGUACCUCUGUCAGGUGUGCCAUAAGAAUUUCCUAGGCAUCAGUGAUUUACGGAAACAUCUUCGGAUACACAACGACGAACGGCCGUACGGUUGUCAGCACUGUGGAAGCCGGUUCCGGCAAGCUGGCUGUCUGAAGAAUCACAUUGCUUCCCAACAUGGAACGGACACGUUGUAUACAUGCGAUCUUUGUGGGAGGUCGUUCCCGAUCAAGGAGCGGUUGCGGUUGCACAUGAGAGUUCAUACUGGGGAAAAACCCUACAAAUGCCCGAAAUGUCCGAAGACGUUCGCGCGUGGUGGUCAGUUAACUCAGCAUCUUGCCACUCAUAACGGUGUACGGAAGCAUAAAUGUCCCCACUGCACGUCUGCAUUUUCGUGUGCUGCCAAUUUGAGGAUGCACUUGAAGAGCCAUUUCGACAUUCGGGAUUACACGUGUCAUAUCUGUGGCAAAGGAUUCUACCGGCCGGAUGCACUGAAGAAACACCUCCUGUGCUAUCAUGCAAACCUCAAGGCUUUCCACUGUAAAAUAUGCAACAAAAUGUUCAAAGGUCAUCUUCCGCAGCACAUGAGAACCCACAAGAUGAUUCGUCCGCACGGCUGUGCCGUUUGUGGUGCUGUUUUCUCCCAGCGGUCGCAGCUGGUGGUUCAUCAGCGUAUCCACACGGGUGAGAGACCCUAUCGGUGUCAGGUUUGCUGGCAAGCCUUCGCUCACUCGAGCGUUCUCAAGCUGCACAUUCGCAAACACACCGGAGAGAAACCGUUCGAAUGUCCCAUUUGCAGUGUGGGCUUUUCGCAACUUCCACACUUGAAGAAACAUAUGCUCUCUAUACACAAUCAGGAUAAAUCGUAUCUAUGUAAGAAUUGCAAUGUCUUUUUCAAAACAAAACUAGACCAUCAAAAUCACGUUACAUCGUGUGCACCGGAAACAGCACAAACGCCAACCAGUGUUGAAGAGAUUAUUGAUCGAAAUGUUAAAGCAGCUAACAGUGGAGUCGAUCCCCCAAUGCCACUGUCUAACAUGAGAUUCCUGGUAGCGAUACUGCUUAAAAAAAUUUCGACCGAAGAGCGAUUGAAAGAUUUAGGAUUUGAUAAGCGUUUAAUCGAUAACGUUUUAGUUGACUCGUUGAAAUGCGCUGGUCGCAAGGUAUACGAAGAUAAAACAAUGGAUCCGGCUCUUCGUCUGAAACAAAACGUCCAAGAACUGCUCGAGUGGACCGUUCCGGUCAAGUAUAUGGAAGAGUUCAAAAAAGCUAAUCGAAGUACCGAGGAGUUGUUGGAGGAUUUGACCAAUUAAGUUCAUCGAUUGGACCCAUUUAUCUCAUUGGUACAGUUGACAAAGUUAACUUCUUAUCCAUUUUUUAUAACAUUAUUACUCGUUGAAACUGUUCGUGGCAGCUUGGAUUCAUUUUAAAAUAGCAAAUUGGCAGAUAGAUCACAUGAAAUCCCAACAUAAAAGAAAUUUGAUAGUUACUAACUUUAAUAACCUUUUUUCUAACGUUUUAGUUUUAAGUUCAACAGCAUACAGGAGCUAACUUGCCAUAGCAAAGAAUGAAACUUGCCAAAUAUUAUUUUAGAUGGAAUUAUUACGUAUAUUUAGUUACCCGUUUUUGAGGUCUCCCUAUACAUUCGAUUGGUUUGUUUAUGAGAAAAAGUAGACACGACCAUCCCUACUGCCUACCGAUUGACACAAUUCAGCGUUACCGCAAGGAAAUGAACAGGAGUCAUCGGUGAUCUAGUCAAUCAGAUGCCAUUACGCUCUUAACCCAACAAAGGAAAAGGUAGUUUAAAAAUAGCUGAGAAACACACUUUAUGAUUUUGUAGAAAUUUUUGUACAUUAUCAAUCUUAUGAGAGCUAAAACCAAAAAGAUAGAAGCGUUCAUUUCCGUGAGUGAAAUUUCUCAUGAAAUUGAAAUUGAACCGAAGCAGCAUAUGCGAUGCCAGUGUAAAUGAAAAUGAAUAUGAGAAAUUUAGCAUAGUGUAGUGAAUUUAAUCUAGAUGUUUGUACCUAAAACAUUGAAUGAUGUACAACGCUUUGGUGCGUAUAUUGAAGUUUA